AUGGCAGCUCCACAGAGGAAUGCAGACAACUUCAUGAAGGUGGAGACCAACACGAUGAAGCAUAUGGACAGUAUUCAGAAGUCACUGGAGAAACUUCGAAACCUUUCUGUGGAGGAUACAACAGAGACGCUGCGGUCCAGGAUAGAUGAACAGUCAAGUCUGAUCUGCAUACUGAAACAGAGAGCAGAUGAGCUGCUUCUUCGAUGUCAAGCCGUGCAAAAGAUCAAUACAGAGCUGGAGGGCCAAGUCACAGGCUGCCAGAAAGAACUGGAUGGCGAAAGAAAGAAAGCACAGCUAUUAGAUAAGAGAUUCAUGGAUUUAGCUGCCAACAACCAAGCGAUUAUUGCUUUUAUGGACGAGUACAAAAAUCAGAAUGCACAAUUAAAACUGGAAAACAAAGAGCUGCAGUCAGAAAAUGAAUCACUUUUCUCCCAAAAAUUACAAGAUAAAGAAGUGUUUGUUCAAAACCUGAUGCAGGAAAUCAAACAGCUGACAGAGAAAUACUCAAAUAUGGAAGAUAAAUAUCGGGAGAAAUUAGCUGGAUGUCAGUCAAAACUCAUGGAACAAGCAACUCAGCAUCAAGUCAAAGAGGCAUCGCUACUUGGUCAAAUACAUAAUGCUCAGAAACAGCAAAGAGCUGCUGAAGAGAUGUGCAAAGACCUUAAGCUGAAGCUACAAAAGGUGGAAGAAGAGCAUGCUUUGAGGGAAAUCCACAUGAGAGAAAGCACAACAAGCCUCACCAAAGAGAAGGACAAAUUACUGUAUCUAUCUAUGGAAAGAGGAAAAGUAAUACAGGACAAACAAGAAGAAAUCCAGCAGCUGGAAAGAAAAUGGAAAGAAGAGAAAAAAGCAAGGGUCGAAGCACAGGACAGGUUUGAACAGGAAGCAGAAGCUGUUAAUACAGAUGUAAAAGUGAAGUCUCUCCAGUCUGCUCUUGAUGAAUCCAUGAUAAAAUAUCAGAAGUUUAAGAAGGAUUUUGAAGCCUUCAAAGAACACAGCGUCAACCUCCUCACAAAAGAAAGAGAGUUAAAUAAGAAACUUCGCCACAUGAUGGGCUAA
Molecule: messenger RNA, 1059 nt
Organism: Chelmon rostratus (copperband butterflyfish)
Lineage: Eukaryota; Metazoa; Chordata; Actinopteri; Chaetodontiformes; Chaetodontidae
Product: coiled-coil domain-containing protein 89
Exons: 7
Coding region: 1-1059 (352 amino acids)
Source: RefSeq, a predicted model, not a curated record